This is a messenger RNA of Vigna umbellata (rice bean), 2689 nucleotides long. RefSeq lists its product as uncharacterized. Lineage: Eukaryota; Viridiplantae; Streptophyta; Magnoliopsida; Fabales; Fabaceae. Gene Ontology annotation, molecular function: protein binding. The record is from RefSeq and is a predicted model, not a curated record.
AUAAGUCACUAACCCAAGAGCUUUUCAACGGAGUAGGAAAUUUCUUUCUCAAAUAUUCUAUAAAAUAGAACCCGCGAUUCCUGUGAACACCACGGCACACGGCUUUAGAUUCGUAGUUCACCUUUGCUUUUAGUUUCUUUUAGUCAUUUUCACAAACAUCUUUCGCUCAACGUUAACCGAAGAAAUUUGGGUCAUUAUAUUCUGGCGCUCUGUCCAAUUUCGAAAGAUUGAAGUGUGCAUUGCUUAUUCGUCAGCCAUGAACAGAAUCGGCUCUAGAUUAUCUCAUCUCUCUGUUGUGCUAUUACGCAUCAACCAUAACUCACUCAUUGUUAAUCGUUGUCAUGUAGUAGAACAGCCCCUUAUGAGUGAAGCUUUCAAUUUCAUUAAUCCUUUUAAGUAUGACAGAUUUUUAGCUCUGCCAAAUUUUGGUUUAUCAGUCAGGUCUUUUUCUACUUCAUCUUCAACCAGAAGCCCUGGGGAGGCAACUGAUGCCCCCGCACACGAGGCCUUGAGUGAUGAAGAUGAUGGGGGUGGGGAUGAGGAUGAUGAUUAUGAUGAUGGUCAUGGCAAGAAUAAAGAUAAGAAUGAUACCCAUUGUAAUAAGUUACAUUUAAGAGAUGAUGGUCUUGCCCCAGAUGUUAACAUCAUUUUGGAUAUAAUGCAGGAGAUGGGUUCUGGACCAUCUGACAUUAAGCAAAAGCUUGAGAAUUGCAGUGUCGCGCUAUCACAAGAGCUGGUUGGGGAGGUCCUUUCAAAAACUCGCAAUGAUUGGGAAGCGGCUUUCACAUUUUUCUUAUGGGCUGGCAAGCAGCCUGGGUAUACUCAUUCGGUUCGGGAGUAUCAUUCUAUGAUCUCCAUUCUCGGAAAAAUGAGGAAGUUUGAUACUGCUUGGACCUUAAUUGAGGAAAUGAGAGGAGGUAGAACUGGCCCAUCUCUUGUCACUCCACAGACAUUGUUGAUCAUGAUCAGGAGAUACUGUGCUGUACAUGAUGUUGCAAGGGCUAUCAAUACUUUCUAUGCUUAUAAACGGUUUAGCUUUCAAAUCGGGCUAGAGGAAUUUCAGAGUCUUCUUUCUGCCCUUUGCCGGUAUAAGAAUGUGCAGGAUGCUGAGAACUUACUGUUCUGCAACAAAAAUGUAUUCCCACUUGACAUUAAAAGCUUUAACAUAAUUCUGAAUGGAUGGUGUAAUUUGAUUGUUAGCACUAGUCAUGCAGAAAGAAUAUGGAAGGAGAUAAGCAAGAGAGGACUCAAACACGAUGUUGUCUCUUAUGGAAGUAUCAUAUCUUGCUAUUCAAAAUCUUCUACACUUUACAAGGUGCUUAGGAUGUUUGACGAGAUGAAGAAAAGGAAGAUCACUCCCGAUAGGAAGGUUUAUAAUGCUGUGAUUUAUGCUCUAGCAAAGGGUAGACUUUUGAAAGAAGCUGUCAAUCUCAUUGGAAAAAUGGAGGACAACAACAUCAUUCCGGAUGUUGUUACUUACAACUCCUUGAUCAAGCCUCUUUGUAAAGCUCGCAAAGUUGAUGAAGCUAAACAACUUUUUGAUGAGAUGUUGAAGCGGAGUCUUUCCCCAACAAUUCAAACUUUCCAUGCUUUCUUCCGUAUGUUAAGGACCAAGGAAGAAGUAUUUGAGCUCUUGGACAAAAUGAGAGAGCUGGGAUGCUACCCAACCAAUGAGACUUAUAUAAUGUUGAUAAGAAAGUUUUGCCGUUGGCGCCAGCUUGAUGAUGUAUUUAAGAUAUGGGAUGCAAUGAAGGAAGAUGGAAUCGGCCAUGAUCGUAGUUCAUAUAUAGUACUGAUUCAUGGGCUGUUUCUAAAUGGAAAGCUAGAAGAUGCAUUCAGAUACUAUGCAGAGAUGCAAGAGAAAGGCUACCUACCUGAACCAAAGACAGAAGAAAUACUUCAGGCAUGGGUUUCUGGGAAACAGUCAACGGAGGGCCAGGUGACAGAUUUAGAACCUAAUCGAUAUGAAAAUGAUAGUUUUAAAAAUAAAGUGAAGGACAUACCCAGUAAAUUUGAUAGGGAAAAAAAUUUUCUUCGCCAAGCUGAGACCAGAAGAGUAACAAGAGAGCGAGGUUUUUCUUUGUUGGAUUAAGACGAGGUCCGUCCAAUGACACUUUAAUACUAUACCUUUGAAGAUGACACUUAUGGGUCAGCAUACCUCAAAUUCAAUUUUAUUUACCCGAAGGAGGUGGAUGGCAUGCGGGUCUAUAGCCAGACUUCAAUUUCCUCAUCAUAAACAAGAGCUGCAAGUUUUGUUACGCAGCAGGGUGUAACAGAACAUCUUUUAUUUCGUGCCUUUGGCCCUGUGAUUUAAGAUCUCCUGUGGCGUCUGUUUUUAUGUAGUUAGCGCUUUUGUCUUACGGGUUGUUAAAGUCCCUGCAAACAUGAUAUUUUCCCAUGAGCCAUCACUCAACUAUUCUGGAGACUGGAGAUUAUUUGAUCCUGGGGUUGAAGUGACUGAGGCUUCAUUGCUAGAACUUAAGCCUAUACCUGAACCCCUGACCAGGUCUCAAAAGAGCGUCAUUGUCAAUCAGGUAAACUGGAUUGUUGAUUACAUAAUACACCGUGGAAGCCAUGUAGUUGAGGGUUAUUUUGGUGCCCUUUCUAAUUGUUUUUAUUUUGGACCUUGUAAUAUAAGAAUAAAUUUGUAAUGCUAUUGCUAUCUAAUCAACUCUGUAUGAAGAUUUUU